ACAAAUUGGUAAAAGGUAGCGAAAACAAAACCACCACUGACAGCUGUCAUGUGUGGCGUUGUACCUUGCGCAGCUGCUUUGCUUAUUUUAGCCCAUAGUACUCUCUUGCUCGGUAUUCGUUUUUACCGCCGACGUUUUAUGUUCAUUUAAGUGCGAGCUGUGCUCCAACAAUAAAGCUAACUAGUUUUAUAGGCUUUAGUGAAUUAUGUGUACCGAAAAAUCGGGAAAUUAAGAAAAUGUAAAAUAAAAGUACAUAAUAGUGAUUUAUAAUUGAAAUGACCAGUGAAGUUUUAAAUAGUGUAUAAAUUGUGUGAAUUGAUUGAUUUUUUAUAAUACCUACUAGUUGCACUCAUAGCUGGAAAUUAGGUUUUUCACGUAAUAAAUAGUUACAAAAAAAAGUUUUUUAAUAAAUAUUUUACUUACCUUUGCUCGGUUUUAUAUACCUACAUUAAGUAUACUAAAGUUAAUAACUAAUUAAUUAGUUAUUUAAAGUUGAAGUGAAUGAAAUGAAAACUACUAGCAAAAGAACGGUUGCGGCCUUUGCAUAGGCUUGGAUUAUAAUUGCAUUACGAAAGAGAAACUACACAAACGAACGCAUGAGCACAGCUAAAGCAAUUACGAAUUGUCUCAAAACGACUAUCGACGCAAAUUUCUAGCACUUAACAGAAUUUGAAGAUCUCCGUCUUUUAAUUUAUUCACAAUUUGUUUUUUGUUUUCAAAAAAUAUCGGCAAAUCUUUACGCGAGCGCACGCUCACCAAUAACCAAUUUCCAGUUUUAAGGAGUGUGGCAUCUCCUCCACUUCCACGCAUAUUGCUUUGCAGCAAACAAUAACAACAACAGUGUAAAUAUGCGACGAAUGCCAAAAUUUGAUUUAGCGUUGUCAAGCAAAGCGUCGACGCUGCUGUUGGUGCUGCUGUUCGGGCUCGGCUGCCUAGGCUUUAUACAAGCGGAGCGUGAUUUCAACUUUAACGACUCGCAGGUUCCAUUACUUGAACCACGUGACGAACCAGCACAUAUCCACUACGGCCAUGAUCCAUAUUCGGUGGAGCUGUCGAGCUGUCGCUCGGAAAACAGCGAAAUUGUGCUGUCUUUAGUGCUUAAAAGCCACGAUUGGACGGAUUUGAGUGACAAUAAGAAGGACAAAGUACUAGAGAAACUAUCUAAGUUCUUCGCCAUACCGAAGGAAUUCAUCGUUAUGGAAUCUGCCACAAAACGUGAACUCAGCGAAAUGCAGAAGGAAGCAAUACGCAGAGGUUACAACAAGUGCCAUAAUAAUAAUAAACACCCACUGGGACGAGUUAGCUUUGUGCUCGGCUGUGGUUCUAAAUUUUUCACCAUGAGUGAACCUAUAAAGAAACAGAUAGGUGCUCAGAUGAAAGACGGUUCUAUUGACAAUAUAACGGGCGAAAAAUUCGGCUGGUGGGUCAUUUGGCGAAAGCUCUACAAAUCGAGAGCGCAACGUAAUCGCCGCCAAGCUGAGGGUUCCGGCGUUGAUGAAGCCGAUGAUGCCGACUAUGAUUACGAGUACGAUGACGAUGAUGAGGACGUUGUGUACGUAUCCAACCCAAUUAAAAAUGAAACCGUAACAGAAGUGCCCGUAACCACCACACAUGCUCAUCGUCAUCACCACGGUGUUGGACAGUCGAAUAUCGAGGAUAACAAGCUGGAGUUGUCAGCGGCGUCCUCAUCGCCGGCAGCCAGUGGCGCGAAAGAGGAUGGCAUACUCGCCGCUGUGGCUGCCGCCUCCUCGUCUAGUGCCAAACAGCCGUCGUCCGAACCGAACAUAUUGCUUCCACAUAAACAGCCGAAUAUCGAUGAGGAGAUUGUCGAAAGCGUUUCACAAUUGGAAUCGGUCAUCACGAAGACAAUUGAAAAUACAAAGAAUCUCAAAGAGAUACCGGUUAUCGAUGAAGACGACGAAGAUGCACCGGUUGCGGUCGACAUCGCCAAGGAAUUGGAUGUGCCAAAUGCACUGGAGGAGCUCAAUGGUGGUGCACUCAGCGUGGACAAUGAUUACGACAAGAAUGUGAAUUUAAAUGAACAAAAUCAACCGUUAAGCGCAAAUGUCGGCCAACAAACGGUAAAAGUUGGCCAAAGCACAACAACCGCAGAAAUACCGCUACAUCUGCGUAAUGAACCUGCUGAUACUGACAAUUUCGGUGCUCCGGAGUCAAACGCCUCUGCCGCAGACUUAGACUCAGCGCCUGCUAUUGAGUCCAGCGCCGCGCUUAGUCACAGCUCGCUGGAUCGCGCCCAAACCGAAGAUUCGUUGAUUAACGUAUUUGAUACAACAGCCGCCGCCGUUCUAUUAGAAGCACGCACCAUAACACCGGUAGCUAAUACCUUAGAAUUCGCCGUAAGCGGUGCCGAGUUGUCCAAGUCCGAGACAACUUCUUUGUUGCCACCAGCUUUGCACACACCAGCAAUGAAUGUUUCAACAACACAAGCACCCCAUAUAUUGACCAAUACUGCCACGACCUCAUUAUAUGCAUCAUCAUCAUCCAUAUCGUCCUCCUCUUCAUCACCAUUAUCAUCAUCUGUUUCGUCCCUCUCUCUGCCUAACUCCUCAUCAAUGCCCGCCUCAUCUUCGUCUACGCCGUCGUCUGUAUUAGCAUCGGCUACGGUACCCACUUUCAUAUCGUCAACAAUCACAACUUCAUUUGCAACAACUUCUCCAACAACAACAACAAUAAAACCAUCAUUCAUCACUACACCAUUGUUAACCAAGGACGAUAACGAGACAAACACUUUGUUCUCCGAAUCAGAUGUGAGUCGCACGCCUCCGACUACACCGCAAGGUUCUGAUGCUGCCUCGCCUACUUCUUCGCUAACCUCACCAACAACUUCCACUUUUGGCACAACGCCAUCUUCCGUGAGCACUGAUGCUACAGCGCCAACGCUGCCCUCUACCGACUAUGUGGAGCCCAAAGUGGAGAAUACCCCGCCAAUGAUACGUACGCGUCUGCAAAAAUUCGCUGUGACCUCAGGCAAGGCCUUCUCGUACUCAGUGCCACAGGAUGCCUUCUACGAUACGGAGGAUCUGACAAACCUGCGCUUAGAUUUGACAGAUAAGGAUGAUCGUGAAUUGAAGGCGUCAUCGUGGUUACAAUUCAACCCCGAAACACAUGUACUUUAUGGAUUACCCCUCGAUGAUUCUGUUUCAAAAUGGCAUUACCGCUUAACGGCAACCGAUUCUGGCAAUGAUUCAGUAACGGAAACUCUAGAAAUAUCUGUGCAACAGCAUCGCGGUGUACGUACCGUUAAUCACGAGAUAAGUAUUACCGUUAAGAUCAACGAGAAGAAUAUACACAGCAUUGACUGGCAGCUUAAAUUAAUGCGCGAUGUCGCAUCAACGCUGGGUGAUGAAAACACCAACUCGUUGGUUGUACGCGAGAUACGUCCGAUGCCUCAGGAUCCAAAUACCGCUACUUUUGUGUACUUCAAUGAAACUUUCCCCACUAACGAGUGCCCGGAGUCGGAGCUCAAUAAGCUGGUCAAGCGUUUAGAUGCCAGCCGUUUAAGCGAUUUGGUGUACCCUACACUGAGCGUCAAAUCAAUAACGGGUCAGCUGAUUGGCGCUUGCCAGAAAUCGCACAUUACCAAACCGAAACCAACGACACAUAUGGCGACAAACGUGCCACCGCUGCCACGCAAUCAAGUAGAUCGUGUUAAUGCUACCGUCGGUCAUUUGCUCGUUUUCAAAGUACCCAGCGAUACGUUCUACGAUCCGAAUGAUAACGAACAACUGACAUUAACGCUGAAGACGAAGGACCACAAAGAGCUCAACCCGCGUCAUUGGUUACAGUUCGAUUCAAAGAAUCAGGAAUUUUAUGGCAUACCAAAGAGUGGUGAUGCCGGCUCAGAGGAAUACUUGCUCGUGGCACAAGAUGCUGGCGGCUUGAGCGCAACCGACGCUUUGGUUGUGGUGGUGAAUCAUGCACCCAAAAAAGAAUUUAGCGUCUACUUUAAAGCCUAUCUGGCCAUACGACACGAGCAAUUCAAUGCAGAUCUGCAGCGUAAAUUUGUGGAACGCAUUGCUCAACUCUUCGGCGAUCAAACUACACAGUACGUGCAAAUACGUUCAGUGACAACGCAUCAUGACUCGGAUAGCACAAUUGUGAAUUUCUACAAUACGAGCUUGUACAAGUCGCAUAAUCGUUGUCCCGAAGAGGAAAUCGAGGCUGUUCGUAGCGUAUACCUAAUCAAGGAUCAUAUGGUGCGCGAUCAUGUGAAAAAGAUUUUAGGACCUGAAUUGAACCUGACCAAUGUACAAGCAUUGCCGUUGGGCUUGUGCCAUCCACAAACUGACAUCAUCCACCGUGACUAUGUGCCCACGAAACCCGAUCAACCAACUCUAAAAUCGAGCUUCAGCGAAGAGUAUAUGUACACAAUCAUCUUGCCGGCGGUGAUUAUUGUCAGCAUGAUCAUAAUUGCUUGCCUCAUUGCGUGUUGUCUACAUCGUCGUCGUCGCAAGAGCGGCAAAAUGGAAUUGGGCGAUGAAGAAGAGCGUAGAUCGUUCCGCAAGAAGAAUAUACCUGUCAUUUUCCAAGAUGAAUUGGACGAAAAACCCGAAAUCGGCAAUAAGAGCCCAAUCAUAUUGAAGGACGAGAAGCCGCCAUUGUUGCCACCCUCUUACAAUACGUCCAACAUGAAUGGCGACAACGAUGUAGAUGAAUAUGUGCCACCGCCCGCUGUUGUCGUAGGAGGACGCGAAGCGCGGGGGAAAUCACCAGCAACGCCAUCAUAUCGAAAGCCGCCACCAUAUGUUUCGCCAUAAAAAUGUGAAUUGUGGAAUGUGGAGAGCAAAAGUUUAUGGCGAAAAACGGGAAUCUCCCAGCUACUGCUAAAUUGCAACAAAAUGGAAACUUUACUACUUAAUUCACUACAUAAACAUUUUUUUUCGUUUUAAGUUAUAUUAUAUAUAUACAUAUAUAAAUAAAUAUUAAGUCUAUACAUAUAUAUAUAGCAUAGGUGAUAGAGCAAAGCUACGAACGGCAGUUAAGUAGUGAAAACGACGAGCAGCUAUUAUGGCAAAUCAUUACAAAAUGACACCUCAAACUGUCGGAACUAAUGAACAAAAAUGUUGUAAUAAUUUAACAAUCAAAUAUACAACAAACGUUAACUCAACACAACUACAUUUAAUUAUAUUAUUUUCUUUCUAAUUUAUUAAAAAAAAAAAAACUCGAAAAACAACUCGACAACUAACGGUUUAAAUACUUUGGCAAAAAAAAAAUAUAUUAACAAUAACACAAAUUAAUAUAAUAAGAAUGAUUUGAAAAAAAUUAUUUUAGUGGCUAAAUAUCAUAUAUUUACUAUAGUUUAGCGGUUAGUUUGUGGAAAACCUCAAAAAUUGACUUUAAUUUUCUUUAAAAAUAACGGAUAACCGUGCUCGCGGCCAACUGGCAGAAAUUGUGCACAAAAGCGAGUUUGUAAUCACCCUGUAUGUGCUGACUUUACUCUAAAACAGAACCUUUGCGUUAAGUGCUAAAGGUGCUUCCGCAAACUAAAAUAUAUACAGUUAGAGUAUUUUACAGUUACGAUAUUUUAACUAACGGCGUUGCGUAACAUAGUUGUAUUGUAAUCAAAAUGAAAACGUGUCACAAUCAUUAUUAAUAUGCAUGUGUGUUACUUAAGAUUUUUCACUUGUAUAACAAAGCGAAAGCGAAACAAAAAACAAAAAAACAUAAAUUUAAAAAGAGGUUAAUUAAGAAAUGUCGGAUAAUCAAGCGCGUUUAUACAAAAGCCAUUUUCGUAUUUUCAUAACUAUGUAUGAUGAGUUGAAACGUUUUGUAUUUGUAUUUGUAAGAAGACACGAAAAAUUGUAGACGAAUGUCUACGCCGCAUAAGAAACGCUAACCAACAACAAAGAUGCUAAAUUCAAAAUACAUUUUUACCUACCAGCACACACUCAGCAUGGUGAUUUGAUUUUUAUAACAGCAUUAAAAGAUUUCGAAAAAAAUAUUAAAAAGAUUUGGAAUUGAAUAGAUUUCAAAAAGAAAAUAUUGAAAAGAUUUCGUAAAAAAUUUUUGAAAAGAUUUCAAAAAAAAUUUUUGUGAAAAGGUUUAGAAAAAAAAAUACUGAACAGAUUUCUAAAAAAAAAUUUUUGAUAACAAAACCGAUAAUUAAACGAUAGUAGUAGGUAGUAGAUCGUACUCAAAGUAGUACAAAUCAAUACUUUUGCAAAUUUAGUAUUUUUUUUGUAAUUCCGAUAUUUGUUUUUGCAAGCGUGGUGGCAAAAGAACGCUCAAAUCGGCAAAUAAAAAACAAAAAAAAUAUAAUAGUUUUUAUUUUUAAUAUAAAUGUUUUAAGUUUUAUUAAAAAAAUUUGUAUAUAUUUUUUUAAAUUUUUUAAACUAUUAGUUAAUUAUUAUUUUUUGUGUUAUACAUUUUUUAGAUUUUUCAUUAUUUUUUUAAAAUUUUUUUAUAAUAAAAUUUUUUAAUUAUUUAGUAUCAAUUUUAUUUUUCUUAUAAUGUUUUUUGUUUAUUUUAUUAUUAUUAUUUUUUAUUUCUUAUAUUAUUUUGUGCUUUAUUUUAAUAUAUUUUUUUGUUUUUAAUUUUUAUCAGUGUUUUUUAGUUGAAUUAAAUUUUUUUGUUGUUAUUGUUGUUUUGCGAACCUUUUGCUGCAUCUGUUCGAAACUAUGGCUAUAAGUUUUCUUAAGCGAGGUUCUUCUGCUGCUCGUUUAGUCGGACACAGCGUUUUGCAGACAUACUUUUGUAUUCUUUUGUUCUUUAUGUAUAUGAUUCGCAAAAAACAACAGAAAAUUGUUUAAUUAUACAAAUAAUAAAAAUUUUUGCAAAAUUUACUGCCAAUUUGAUUUACACACACACACACAUACAUACAUAUCUAUAGAUGCAGUUUUAAGUUUUAGCGUAUUAUGUUGAAUUUUGAGCAAUCACUACUUUAUACUUUACAAACAUACAUAUAUAUACAUAUAAAUACAUAUGUAUUUUUUUGUAAUUUAUAUUAGUGCUUAAAUAAUUUUUAUAUUUAUACACCCAAUUCAUAAAUACAUACAUACUACUUAUAUUUUAAUUAUGAAAAUCAAUCAAAAUGUAAAACAACAAAAAAAAAACAAAUACUUUAUGUUAAACACGACAAAUGAACGAUAUUUUGUUUUUGGUGUUUUUAGUUGUAAAAAUAAAUAUCUCGAAAAUUCGUCAAGUGAAAACAACAAAUGGUCGCAUAAAAAGAUAGCGUUAAUAUCGAAAGUUAUAGAUAAUAAAAUGCCAAAGAUAAAUGUUGUUGUAAUUUUAUUUCAUUUUAAGUUUUCGAGAGAAGACUGGUGGCUUGCGCUUAUUAUGACGUGCAUUCGAAAAUACAAAUUCGAUCUUCGAAUCCGGGUCUAAGCUGUUUUAUUGCACUUUUUUACGAAAAAAUUUUCAAAACUAAACUUAUAUAAAUACAAUAUUUUUGCAUAUCGGUUUGGUUUGAUUUUGUUUAAAACGAAUUUCUAACGUUGCAUGUUACAUAACAUAAGGUUUGUAAAAGUAAUUUUCAAACUUAUGUACAUACACAUAUAAACUGAGGCGGCUUCAAAUGCCAUGAUAUGUUGAAAAAAAGAUUAAUGAAAAGGUAAAAGUGAAAGCAUGCAAAAAAAAAUCCGAAACUUACUCCAGAUAAAUAUUCUUGGAGGGAUUAGGAAUUAGAAAAAAUUAAUUUAUGAACCUAUGUGUCUAAAGUUGUGCGUCAAUACAGUUGAGGAAAUAAUAUACAUUUAAGCACUAUUUCAUAUAUUUUUCAAAAAUUUUUUACAUACACAUAUGCAUUAUUAAAUUCAUUAAUUUAUUUUGAAUUAUGAAGUUAGGUAAGGUUCCGCUAUAUGUGGAAUAUUAUGAAUAUUUGUUGGCAAGAAGGACAUUUUUUUGGUGAAAGAUGGGAGAAAGUACAAGGAAGCUAUUAAUACCACUGUGGCUAGUGGAGUUUUAAAAAUGAUUUCACAACUUUUUUUUAAUUGAAUUAUUAAUUAAAAUUAAAUUAAAUAAAUAUAAUUUUUUAAUAUACAAAGUAAUAGGUUUUUGAAUAAAAAUCAGUUCUUUUUGCUAAUUUUCACUUAAUAUAAAAUCGUAAAAAAUAUUAUUUAAAGUUUAAGAGGAGUCGCCCACAUAAUAAACAUUAUUUUGCAUGCUUUAAAAUUGUAUAAAUAUUUUUUAUAAUAAUAAAUUGGUUCUAUAGAACGUAAAUGAAGCUGCAAAUUUACGUUUGCCUUUGUUUACGUCUUUAUAGUUAUAAAAAAUCACUUGAUUUAGUAAUAAUUUAUGUGGAAAAUUCACUUAAAGGGUGACAUGGGCUUCCCGGCUUUAAAAAAUCGAUUUUUUUAUUAUCGUAUUUAAUUCAAUCUAGAGAUGGAUUGUAGAUUAUUGUCCUAAAUGCUCAAGUUAACCCGAGUAAUAGUUUUGGAGAUACUAGAAAAGCUACGCACUCGAGGUCAGCUACAUAUAUAGUCACUAAAAACUGUAAACGCGUUUUUUUGGAAACUGUUGUUGGUUGGUUGUCAAGAUUUGUUACGAAUUACUCAACCGAUUUAAAUGGAAUUUUACACAAGUCUGCGAGAUAUAAGAGGUGCUUGAACGAAGGUUUUUUUUUUAUUUUAUUUUACAAUUAUUAAAAAAAAACAUCGACAAAUUUCGACCAAAAUUUGCAAAUUUUUUUUGUAAAACGUCUUCCCAAAAUACAAUUUUAAUUGUUUUGUUUUUCCUUCGUCCUAUAUCUAGUUUAUGGUCUUAAUUACAACACGUAUUUUUGAUAAUAUAAUCCUGUAAGAGGUUCUGCUGUCAACGCGGAGGCACAUUUUUAUCGCCGAGUUUUGAAUAUUUUCCUUUGAAAAUUUCAAAAAAUCUUUGUAAAAUAUCUAUCUUUGGAAUAAUAAAAAUUUUGAAUAAAAUAUUUAAUUUUUAUAUGAAAUUUUUUAAAUAAAAUAAAAUUAUUGAAAAUAGGCCGGUUUUUGGUCGAGGAAACCCAUGUAACCCAUAAUUAAUGUAUAUACAUACAUAUGUCCCAUUUUUAACAUUAUCUCAAAAUUAAUAUUUUAAUAAUAGUUUUUUUAUAAAAUAAUAAUUGAACUUAUGAUAUUCUCAUACUAAUCUAAUGGAAAAAUGCAACAAUGACUAUGACUUAAUUCGAGCAUAUCACACAUAAAUUAAUUAACUUUUUUUUUAUCAGUAUACAUUUUUUUAUGUUUUUAGUUUUUUGGGCGUGCUUGCAUUUAUUUAUUUUAUUUUUAUUCGAAUUUAUUGUACAUUGAUUUUUUUAUUAAAACUAUCUAAAACUAUUUAUAUUAACCUUUUCUCAAUGCCAUAUUGCCCAAAAUUUAUAAAGCGGUUCCUCAUGUGGUAAAAAAACAGUUUUCCACGUGUCCGUUUUGGCAGAUUUGUUUUUUUUCAAAAAUAAAAAGGCAACGAAAUUUGUUUCUUAACAAAAAAAUUUCAUAUAAAUUUUCGUGUGAUAAAAAAAAAAAGAUUUCCCAUGUGUCCUUUUUUUCUAAAAAUUUUUUUUUCAUCUUCUUUUUUCAAUAGUUUUAAAAACCUUUGUGUCAGUUUAAUUAUUAUUGCUUUAGUGUUGAAAACUAAAAAUAAUUUAAAAACUUUUUUAUUUGAAACAAAGUUAAUUUCUGCCAAAAAAAACGCAUAGGGUAAUUUUUUUAACGGCCUGCAGAACACCUGUAUAAUUUUUAAGGCAAAUCGGAGGGGUGACCUAAACGGAAGUAUAGCCAUAUACUGAUUUAAUUUACUUUUAUUUAAUUUAAGUUUUUAAAUCCUGAACAGGGUAUAUUAAGUUUACCACGAUGUUUGUAACUCUCAAAAGGAGACUUUAUAAACUAUAUGUCAUACAUGAUCAGCAUGACGAACUGAGUCGAUUUAGCUAUGUCCGUCUUACUGUAUGUACGCGAACCGACUCCUCAGUUUUUGAGAUAUCGAUCUGAAAUUGUGCACACGUCCUUUCCUUAUGUAUGUAUUUAUGUGCAUACAUUUGUCGGAACCGCCGAUAGCGGACCACUAUAGUACAAGUAUAUAGCUGCUAUACAAACUGCACGAUUUGAAUCAACUACUUUUUUGAAAAACUUUUUCAUAUGACGAGGUAUCUUCACGAAAUUCGACAUGGAUUAUUGUCCAAUGCAACGGCAUAAUCUCUGAAUCUAAUCAGACAAUUGUAGCACAUAGCUGUCAUACAAACUGACCGAUCAAAAUGUCUUUGUAUUAAAUUUUUUUUUUAAUUUUUACAGUAUUUUUGUUAAUUUUAUUUUACACAAAAACUCAAAUGUAUUAUCUGUUGGUAUAUAAUGAAUACUUUUUAUACUAAUUUUUAUGUUAAUUGCUUGAGAACUUUAUUUAAAUUUUUAAAUUGCUUUAAAAAAAUAUAAAAAAAAAACACCUUAUAAUAUUUUAUUUUUCUUUCACCAAUUUCGUCAGCUAAACUUUUUGAAAACUUAUUUAUAUUUAAUUAUUUAAAUAUUUAACGAAUUAAUCAUUAGUAUUUUGCAGCUUUGCGCUUGUAGGCGCUCAAAAAGCUUCCAUCCAAAUAAAAACAAAACAAAUUAUUACAUAAAUAUAUACUUGUAUAUGUAGAAGAAGCAAUUAAAUAUGAUUGGCUGAAUUUAUAAGCGGUUUUAAGUGAAUUAAAAUAAAGAAAGAAGAGAUAUUGUAAUAAAGGAGGCAAAAAAAAAGAGAAAAAAAAAGAUUUUAUGUGCUCAUACAUACAUACAUGCAUACAUACAUAUACCUAUGUAUUCAUAUACAUAUACAUCCAGACAAACAACACGUCUGACGCUACUCUUGCAUCAAAAUCGCAAUUAAUUACGUUUGUAUUUGUAAAACAUAGCCAUAAAAAAACAAACAAACAAAAAAAACAAAUGAGCAUCAGCUGAUGCUCACAUAACGCAUAAGGUUAUCACUUAUGUGUGAGUAAAUUGCAGGUUUAUUAAAAAAAUUUCAGUAAAUCAAUCAUAACCCACCAGCGUUCCUUGAAAAUACUAGUUAAAAAAAAAUAUAAAAAAGAGAAUUUUGAAUAUAUAGAAGCGACAACAAAUUGCAACAAUAAAAUUGUUAUUUAAGCUACAUACAUACAUAUACAUCUAUACAUAUAUGUGUUUAUAAGCUCCUCAUUCUCCUCCUCCUCCUCCUCCUGCAACUAAUUAUAUUGUAACUUCGGCGAAUUCUAAGCAAUCUAAGAAUCUCUAAGCAUUUCCCUUAAAUUUUGUAUCAUACAAACAAACAACCAUUGGAGUUAUCAACGCAGUCAACCUAAAUACAUACAUACUUAUAUAACUCAUCUAUGAACUUUAAAUAAUGCACCAAGGAGCGGAGUUGUACACAUACACACACACAAAAUAAAGUAAACAAAUACAAUAAUUACAUAUGUAAGUAAAUAAGUAAGACGGUUAAUGCAAGUAAAAAUACACUGAAAGAAACAAAAGUGCAGCGUUGAAAUUGAUUUAGGUAUUUGAAAAGAAAAUUUUACAUAAAGUAUUAUAGUGCAUGUGUAUGUGUGUGCUUAGUAAACCAAUAAUAAUAGGUAGUAAACAAUAAAAGUAAAAAAUAAAUAAAAGUUGAAUAUAAAUUUUGAAAAAUAAAAAUGUUGACUAAAAUUGUCCAAUUUUUCAAUACUUACAUAUACAUAUGAAAAAUAUAUUAAAGGCAUACAAAAUAUUACAAAAAAUUAUAAUUAAUAACAAUAAUAACAACAAUAAUUGCAGAAACAACUUGGGAUUGUCAUUACACAAACAAAAAAAAUUUAAAAAAUUUAAAAAUUAAUACAAAUAAAUCAUAAAUUUAUAUUAAGAAAUCAUACAAAUUAAAAGGAUGAAAAAUAAAAAAAAUAUUAUAUAUUUAAAAUAUUAACACAAUAUAAAACACAAAAAAAAAUACCAAAACUCUUAUGACCAGAUUACAGAGAUCAAUAGCAAGUUAAACGUAAUUUCAAUAUUGUAACUAUUAUACCAGUGAGUAUGAUAAGCAUUGAUGUAUUAUAUACAUACAUACACGUAAUAAGUUUUUUUGUAUGAGUACUACAGAGUACUGAGCAUAAAUAUGUAUAUGAGCGUAGAAUUGGUUACUCAACUUAAGAAUCGUAAUUGCAUGGCAUUGUGAAGCAUGCCGAUACUAAAUAUUUAUAUAUUUUGAUAAAAUUAAACAAAUAAAAACGAAAAUACCUAAA
Molecule: messenger RNA, 12151 nt
Organism: Bactrocera oleae (olive fruit fly)
Lineage: Eukaryota; Metazoa; Arthropoda; Insecta; Diptera; Tephritidae
Gene: Dg
Product: Dystroglycan
Biological process (GO): morphogenesis of an epithelium; nerve development; muscle attachment
Cellular component (GO): sarcolemma; dystroglycan complex; dystrophin-associated glycoprotein complex
Molecular function (GO): calcium ion binding; laminin binding
Source: RefSeq, a predicted model, not a curated record